AGUGUCACUGGAAAGGGCAAAGCCUUCUGAAAUAGAAACAAAGUUGUUCAUCACAAAUCACUUUGUGCCUUACAUUUAGGUUCUGUAAGCUUCUGUAUCAUGCUGCCAUGAGGAAAAUAACUACCUGCACCUUUGUUGACAGCCCGGGAAGGACAAUUGACCUGUGAAGUGUUUCUCCCCUGAAGUGUGGAAUAGAACGGUGAAAUGGCAAUGGUACCUGUGCAGAAUGCGGAGGAUCUCAAUCAGCAGUGCAGGAAAAUGAGAGCAGAGGAGAGUGAUGAUAACAACAGAUGCAGCAGCAGCAGCACCAACCUACACCAGCCUCCCACUCAGAAAGGAUGUGGAAUGUUCACCUUUCUGUCAUCUGCCAUUGCUGCCAUCAGUGGACUCCUCAUGGGCUAUGAACUGGGACUCAUCUCUGGGGCUCUUCUUCACCUACGCAGUAUACUAGCACUUUCUUGCAAACAACAGGAAAUAGUCGUGAGUGCCCUCCUUUUUGGGGCCUUACUAGCAUCACUUACUGGUGGAUUCCUAAUAGACCGAUUUGGAAGGAGAAUUGCAAUUAUUAUAGCAUCUUGUUUACUUGUACUGGGAAGCCUGAUCUUGAUACUCAGUGCAUCAUAUGGAAUACUUAUUGUAGGACGGACAGCUAUUGGUAUUUCAAUAUCAUUAUCCUCCAUUGCAACAUGUGUAUAUAUUGCUGAGAUAGCCCCACAGCACAGAAGAGGCCUGCUUGUAUCAUUAAAUGAACUUAUGAUUGUGGUUGGCAUUCUUUCUGCCUACAUUUCAAAUUAUGUUUUCACCAAUAUUUCCCAUGGCUGGAAAUAUAUGUUUGGACUUGUGAUUCCAAUAGGAGCCUUGCAAGCAAUUGCCAUGUAUUUCCUUCCACCGAGUCCUCGGUUUCUUGUUAUGAAAGGUAAUGAUGAAGCUGCUAGCAAUGUACUAGGAAGGCUAAGGGCUACUUCAAAUACUGCUGAAGAACUCACUGUGAUCAAGUCUUCUUUGAAAGAUGAACAUCAAUACAAUUUCCUGGACCUGUUUCGUUCAAAAGACAACAUGAGAGCCCGAAUGCUAAUAGGCCUCACAUUAGUGUUUUUUGUGCAGACAACAGGGCAGCCUAACAUUUUAUUUUAUGCAUCCACUGUUUUGAAAUCAGUUGGGUUCCAGAGCAAUGAAGCAGCUAGCUUGGCUUCUACUGGAGUUGGAGUGGUUAAAGUGGUCAGCACAAUCCCAGCCAUUGUUUUUGUGGACCAAGUUGGAAGCAAAACUUUUCUGUGUAUUGGCUCUUCUAUUAUGGCGGUGUCUCUGAUCACCAUGGGAUUGGUGAAUCUUAACAUACACAUGAAUGCCACUAAUAUCUGUAGCAACCAGUCCCUGGAAGAUUCCAUUUUUCAUGGAGCAGAAAACAUGAGUGCCAGCAAUCAGAGUCUCAAAGAGCAGUUUGCUGGUGUGCCUUUCCAGGGCAGAACAUGGCUAACCACGCUGAGAAAAUUUGAAAUAGCUAAAACAGAGGAGCAGAACAGCACAGCUAUGGCAGGAGGAAGGGCCUCUGCAGCAAGCCAAACAGGAUCCCAUGUAGUAACAGACACUGUGGAAGUUCCAGCUGCUCUGAAGUGGCUGUCUUUGGCCAGCUUGCUUGUUUAUGUUGCUGCUUUUUCCAUAGGUCUUGGACCAAUGACCUGGCUAGUGCUGAGUGAAAUUUUCCCUGCUGGGAUCAGAGGACGGGCCAUAGCUUUAACCUCUAGCAUGAACUGGGGUAUAAAUCUCCUAAUAUCCUUGACAUUUUUGACUAUAACUGAUCUAAUUGGUCUGCCAUGGGUGUGUUUCAUUUAUACAAUAAUGAGUCUAGCAUCACUGGCUUUCAUCAUUGGGUUUAUACCAGAGACAAAGGGAUGCUCUUUAGAGCAAAUAUCCAUGGAGCUAGCUAAAAAGAGGUAUGCAAAGAGCUCAAUUUUUCGGAUUGGCCAACGUAGAGAGAAACUUGUGCCAAUAGAACUUCCCAAGAGAGAUCUUCAUGAGCAGUUUUACUAGACUUGAGAAGGUUAUUUAUCCAAGACAGCUUCUCAAGAGAACUAAUGCUCAAAAAUGUCCUGAAACACUGACACUACUACACAACACUUUGUAUCUUAUUAUGUACAAGAUAGUCUAUACUCCAUUCUUUACUAGCUUUGUAUUGCCACUGAAAGAAAAACAUUUAAAAUUUUUGUAGUUUAAAGUUUAUUAGAAUGAAUUAAAAUAGGUAAAGCCAACAUUCCUCAUCACCUCUACAUUAACCCACCUCUGAAAUAUGGAAGGUUACUGGGCAUUGAAAUAAAACAGUUACAAUAUUUAACACAGGGACAACCAUACUCCUAACUUCUUCAUGUGGGGACCCUCAGGGAGAUGGAAAGAAAUCAAUAGCUCCUCUAUCCUAGGAGUUAUCCUAAGACAGGAAGAAUCAGAGUUGACUUGAAGAUCACUUUGUGUCACAAUACAGUUCACAAUAGACUGGGAGCCUCUAAUAGAGAAAAGGAAGAAUCUGUGCAGUGCAGUUAUUGAUUAGCAGCUUUAUUAUUCCCAUCUGAUCAUGCUGUAGGUCUACAUGACUCUCUCAGCACUCUUGACCCAGCAAGCAGAAGGUCUUGUGUGAAACUUGGAUUGGAUUCCACUGUCUACUUCAGUUAUUCCAGAGUCCUGGUCAGGAACGUGAAAGUGAUCUUUCUUGGACAAUCAUCACUUGCCCUACACUAUGCACUAGCUAGUUCACAAUUGCUUUGCUGAGCAAUAAGCUUGAUUAACUUUUAAAACAGCAGCAAUAACAAUUAAAGCUAUGUUGUUGAACUUCUAGAUUAGGGAAUCUACGUGGCAGAUAAGUACUAAGGAGAAUGGGGAAAAAGAAACUCAGACACAAAUUACCAUUUUUCAGUGCUCUCUUACAUGCUGAGACACACAGAACUUGAAUCUAUAUUCAGUAUGACCAUAAUUAGCUCAUUGUGCUGCUUAGAAAUGUCAAGCUAUAACUGUCACCAAAUACAGCCUCUAAUACCUAACACAAGUAUACGGAGUGGCUAUGGUGGUCACAUUUCACAAAUCAAUUGGAGGAGCUUCCAUUCUCUUUGGGCAUGUCUACACAGCAGGGCUAAACCUGAAAUAAGCUAUGCAACUUGAGCUAUGUCAAUUGUGUAGCUUAAUUCAAAAUAGCUUAUUUCAGCUUUUGGUGCUUUCUACACAGCAAGAAGUCCAAGAAAGAGCA
Molecule: messenger RNA, 3232 nt
Organism: Pelodiscus sinensis (Chinese soft-shelled turtle)
Lineage: Eukaryota; Metazoa; Chordata; Testudines; Trionychidae
Gene: SLC2A12
Product: solute carrier family 2 member 12
Biological process (GO): D-glucose transmembrane transport; circulatory system development
Cellular component (GO): membrane
Molecular function (GO): D-glucose transmembrane transporter activity
Source: RefSeq, a predicted model, not a curated record